Cladocopium goreaui is the source of this 4164-nucleotide messenger RNA. The record is from the annotation of a GenBank genome assembly. NCBI's taxonomy places the organism in Eukaryota, Dinophyceae, Suessiales, Symbiodiniaceae.
AUGGGCCAUGGUGCCCCAGAGGCAAUGGUCUGGAAGAAGGCUGUGUCCAAAGGAUAUUUGUCCCUGCUCACAGGCUUCCCCCGCAAUUGGACACAACGACAUGGCGAUUGCCUCGCAAUCCGCCGUGCGAGAACUAGGUCUGUGAUGCGGAAAGUGAAGUCCUUGCGCCAACGGCUGGCCGACGGAUCGGUACAACUCACAACGCCUUCGUCACUUGCCGAGCGCCUUCGGCAGCAAGGUCUGCCGCUCCGCCUCGCGUUCGAUCCACUGCCGCGCCUUGCCGUAGAGGAUGCCGCCCAGCACCGUCAGGGAUGCGCCCAGGAUCUGAACCCAGUUCAAAGCCUUGGAAUGGAGACCGUAGGUGGAGAUGGUCACAUUGCCAGCGUCUUUCCUGAGUGGUACCAAAGUGUGCCCGACCGUUGGCAGCAGCUGAUCCAGAAGAAACGCGCCGUGCUGGUGACCGAGACCUCGAAAUUUGAGGUUCGCACGCGGCUCUGCGUGAAUCUUCGGGUGAUUCGCGAGGCUGCCAACAUUUUCGUGACGCUUCAAGAGGGUUCAGAAGAGGCUUGGACACGAGUGAAACGCUCCUUCGACGAGGAACGCUUCGGUGAGAAGCGACUGUCCGUCAAGAGAGCAAAGGUCGUAGAGCCCACGGGUGUCUUCCUGUCGACCGAUGGCUUUCUGAUGGUUCAGGCGAAAGGUCGAAAGCCCAAACCACAACCGAAACCGCCCGAGUCACCCUUGCACUACGUGCUCAGAUACAGCACAAUUUCUGCAAUGCAGUUAGCAGUGGACAAAGAAAACCACUAUGCCUUUGUUGUACUGGGCGCAGCUGGCGAUUUGGCCAAAAAGAAGACUUUUCCAUCUCUCUUUCAGCUCCAUAUGGGGCGUCUCCUUCCAGGAAACAUGCACAUCAUCGGUGUGGACAAUCCGCAGUUCCAUCAGGAUGUGAAGGACGUCUCUGACUUUUGGGAGAAACGACUUCGAGGCUACCUCGAAAAGCAAAAAGGAUGGGUCGCUGAGAGCGCUGUUGCGGUGCUCUCUCUGGACAACCUCUGGCCGUGGACACCAUCGCAUCCAGCCGUAUCAUACGCCUUGGAGUUUGAAGAGCCGAGUGAUGUAGGUGAUGCCAUCAACCUUGCAGGCAGAACCUGUCAGAUUUCAAGAUUGGGGAUGCAUGCCUUGCGAGAGGUGAUUCACAGAGUUCCUACAAGACUACAUGGCCCAGGCCCACUGCCAGAACCGCCAUUCCUGAAAGCCACGAGCUUCGGCCCACCUUUUGCUGUGACCUAUCAUCUCCCUUGGCAUCAAGGCCAGCAAAUUGACCUUGCAGAUCCUGGAGCCUGGCCGCUGGCCCCAAAUACUUUCCCAGGCCAACCGCAAACACUCGUCAUUACGCGUCGUGGCAACAGUGCUGCUCUGCCGGAAGUGCCACGAGAGACUAUUGACCAGCUGCUGCAAUCAGGGCCGAACAGCAGCAGGCAGCCAGCACACGAGGAUCCUGGCAAGCGAGGCCCCAGCUUGGCCACAGCACCAUGGAGUUGGCUUUCCCAGCCGGCAAUGUACUCGAUGAUGGAUCUGGAAAGCUUCAAAUCGCGACUACACUACAUCCAAAUGCAGCUAGAUCAGCCAGAUACCGUCGUGGCUUUGGACAGGCAUUUGCAGGCGCUUGCAGAGGAGCGUCCAAAGCAACAUCGCGUGUUUUACCUGGCCUUGCCACCCUUCCUCUUCGCCAAAGCCGUGGAGAAUCUUCGGGAGCGUUGCUGGUCCAAAAGCGGCUGGAACCGGGUGAUUGUCGAGAAACCAUUCGGCAAAAACGGUACACAGGCUGCAGAACUGACUGAUAGUCUCAAGAAGUACUUGGAUGAGAAGGAAAUCUUCCGCAUGGAUCACUACUUGGCCAAGACGCUGGUGUUGAAUCUCUUGACCCUCAGAUUCGCCAAUCGGGAGUUGGGUCAUUUGUUUCAUUGCCAUCACGUGGCCAAUGUGCGUAUAACCUUUAAGGAGGCCAUCGGAGUGGAGGGCCGCGCGGGGUACUUCGAUGGCUAUGGCAUCAUCCGCGACAUCAUGCAGAAUCACUUGAUGCAAGUGUUGACCCUCGUGGCAAUGGAGGCACCUGCCACCUUAGAAGCUGAAGACGUGAGAGAUGAGAAGGUGAAGGUCCUCAAGCAGAUUCGACCCAUCGCUCCACGUGAUUGCGUCAUUGGUCAAUACGAAGGCUAUCAGAAUGAUCCCGACAUCCAAGAGAUCAAUCGAAAGCGUGGCUAUGCCUCCCGAUCUCCCACCUUCGCGGUAGCGGUGUUGUACUUGGACAACGAGCGAUGGUCAGGUGUGCCUUUCAUCAUGAAAGCUGGCAAAGGCCUUGAAGUGCAUCAGACGAUCGUUCGGAUCCAGUUUAAGAAAGCACCGCCGAACAGCCUCUUUGGAGAGCAGCCGCAGAAUGAGUUGGUGAUUCGGAUCCAGCCCAAUGAAGCCAUCUAUUAUAAGAUCUUGGCAAAGAUGCCCGGCUUGACCCAACAGGCCCGAGACGUGGAGCAGACCGUUCUGGAUCUGGACUUAAAGAAGCGCUUCGAGUUGCGUCGCACGCCAGAGGUGGCCCAGAUAGGCCCGGGGCGAAAUCAGGAGCUCAGAAGCUCCUGCCGUGCGGGGCAGAUCCUGGAGCUGGCUCAGGUAUGGCCUGGUGCUGUAGAUGGUUUGGAGUGUCACAGCAGCGUCACAGAGAGGUGUUGUCCAGAGAAACCUGUUCAACAAGUUCUUGCCUGGAUACAGCUCGCUUCCGAUCACAACCACCAACAGCUGGAGUCAUUGGAAGUUGCCGUGAGCAACGCCGUGGACAUGCAGUCCUUGUUGACCGAUAGCGAAUGCAAGGAGCCGCAUGAGGCCAUUUUGGUGACACGGGCUGCGGCGCUGAAGGCGAUGGUGGAAGACGCCAAACAAUUGCUGACGAUGAUGGUGCACUUGUUGAUCUCAGGUUUGUGCCGCUUCUGCUAUGACUUGGACGAUGAAGCACUGAAACAGCUUCAGGAUGGGCAAGCCGCCCAGCGUGUUGCAGCGACGCUGCAGAAGUUCCAGCGGCUGCAGGUGGAAAUCCACAAGGGUGACCUUUCAGUGGCAGCGAUCGAUACGGAGAGGAGAUGCAUUCCGUACUACCUGGUGGAACUUCUUCCAGGAGUUGCUGUGGGCGACUUUUCAUCAAGUGCUCAAGCUGUCAAGAGACUCGUGGAAUGGCCUCUCCAGCGUCGCUUGGACCCGCAGCUGGCGGCCGAAGGGGUCAGAGAGGAUCGCUUGCACGAGGACUUCUUCGAAGUGGGUGAUCGACUCUUUAGCUCGAUCCUGGCGGCACCUGGACGUGUCGGGCAUCAGCUCAACUUGCUGUGUUUGUCCAUGGAGCGAAGGAAUCACUGGUCCAGGGAGUCCCCAACGGCCCGGAUUUUGUGGGGCUUGGAGAAUCGACUGAAAGGCUUCGGAGAGGACGCACCAAACCGAGCGGCGUCCAAACCAGGCGCCAAAAAGGCGGUGUCGCGACAAGCAAACCAGUCCUACGGUGAACCGGAUCCCGGCGCCGCGUUCGGGUUGGUGGUCUUGAUCUCCAAUCAGACCAGAGGGAGCACAGUGGCGGAAUUGUUGAAACGACUGGAGGGUCCUCAGUGUCUCUUCCUGGAAGACACCUGUGGAAGUGCGUUGGAAGCCUUGGGAUACAAUUGCCAUAGCAACAACGAAGAGCAGCGCAGUUGUUUAUAUCCUGGCCAUGCCAGCCUCAUCCUCCAGACGGCUGAGCUUGAAAGGCAAGAGCCUGCAUUGGUGCCACAUGUGGCAUGGCGUCGGCAUGCGGGCACACGCCACGUGCUGCACAGCAUUUUGGAGUUGGGCAGUUCCUUAUGGGGCCCAGAGAGCUCCAUCUGGAUCAUGGAUUUUCGCCCUGAAGCCAAAUGCAUCGGGCAAAAGCCGUUAGCUGAGCAGUUGAAGGAUGAACCUCAGAAGAGGCUAAAGCUGGUCAAGAAACCAGACGUGCUUCUGGGGAUGCCUCCAGAGACGGUUGAGCCUUUGGAACCCUCCAAGGAUGAGGCCCCAGUUCGCUUUCCCACAGAGACCCCAUGGGCCAUUCGACUGGCAGAGUACCAAGCGAUGCAUCAGCAGUCGCUGGAGCGAAUGAAGUCCAUGAAG